Molecule: messenger RNA, 339 nt
Organism: Rodentolepis nana
Lineage: Eukaryota; Metazoa; Platyhelminthes; Cestoda; Cyclophyllidea; Hymenolepididae
Source: the annotation of a GenBank genome assembly
AUGACUUCAGAAGUAGAAAAUCAGGAGAUUGCGAAGCUUCCACAAAAGCGACUCUACAGGCAGAGGGCUCAUUGUAAUCCUUGGGCAGACCAUUCCUUAAAUUAUCCCACCAGACCAGAUUUAUUUCAAUGGGGAGUGCUCUUUGAUGGUAAAGAAGAGCCACCAGUUACUAUGGUCGAUAUUGGUUGCGGUUAUGGUGGACUUCUAUUCAGCCUCUCCACGCGGUUUCCUACUUCCAGGAUUGUUGGCAUGGAAAUUCGACUCAAAGUAAUGGACUACGUGCAGGUAAGUGGUCAAAUCGAAGGUCGCUAUUUAACAUGUCCGAGUUGGCUUCUUUAA